Molecule: messenger RNA, 951 nt
Organism: Plasmopara halstedii
Lineage: Eukaryota; Oomycota; Peronosporomycetes; Peronosporales; Peronosporaceae
Product: endomembrane protein 70-like
Exons: 3
Coding region: 1-951 (316 amino acids)
Source: RefSeq, a predicted model, not a curated record
AUGAACACACUCGAGCCAACACCGUUUUUAGAUAAAGAACGCUUGACUCGCUGGGUAUAUCUGGCUUUUGCCUUAUCUACGCUAUAUGUUGUGGAACGAGCUAAAAGAACUAGGAUUCCAAGUGAGAAUUUUUUCGGCAUGGCGGCAUCACUAUUGCCCACGGAGCUUUCUCACGAGGUUGCAUUAUUGCAUGCAUGUCUGGCGGGCUUUUUGAUCAAGCACAAGGUACCGAUCUUCUCACACUGGAGCGGCGCAUUUGCGGGGCUGAUGCAGUGCAUUAAUGCUGCAAAUCUUCUAGAAUGGUACAAGCAAAACCUGUUGUCAAAAAAAGUUUUUCGCGAUGCAUUCGUGUCGUCAGAUAUCGAUCCAGAAAAACUGAAGAAUAUUGGUGCUAUGAACUUUAAACGAUGGCUGACCGUGUUUUUGCCCUUGCCGCAACCAUUGGCCAUUUCGCUAAGUUACACUGCCGUCAGCAAAGUCUGCACAGUUACAUAUGCUUACGUGGGCCGAAAUAAAACAAAACAACUUCUAAUGGACGUCUACAGGCACCAAGACGCUCCACAUAUUGCUCCUAUUUUUCUUUAUAUUCACGGGGGGGGCUGGGUUAUCGCUUAUUGCAUGAACAAGUUACAGGGCGUGGACAUUUUGAAUUGGGAUGACAUGUUUUCAGAACACACGGCAGACUUUUGGGUAUUUGCAGAGGAGGUUCUGUAUGUAAUCCAAGCACAACGUCUAAUUGAUUUGAUUCGACUUCGGGAAACAAAUGUGCAUGGUGAUUCACUUCCUGCGUACGAACAAGAGUUGAGGCAAAGAAUAUUUGCCUUUUGGAAAGAGAGAGAAAAUAUGACUAAGGCGAUGUUUGACAACAUUAUUUCGUAUACUGAUGAAAAGGAUGAGACGGUCAUUACACCUUUAUGGGAAUCUUACCAAGAAUUUUUGAACAAAAACUGA